CACCGUCUCACCGAACCCCCGUAUCCUCAACACAACUAUUGCAGUUUUUUUCCCCCAAGUCCUCCAUUGGACUAUUCUCAGAUAGCUUCCAACGCACUAGCUGUGGUGGUUCUUUCAAAAAGGCGAAAAAACAAAGAACUAGCUUUGGGCAGUUACCACAACUUCCUACUUGGAUAGCGUUCCUGGUAUUCUCUGUUUUAGAUAAGAUAGUACAUAUAAUACUCCUAAAAACCAAAUGUUUCGAUUGCUUGGGAUUUCCAGUUCCAACUUAAAAAGACCCCGAAUAAUUAAGAAAGUUCAUACAAAUUAUUUCCCAUACCUUAAUAAUCCUCGGUCGUUGACUUUUAUUUGACUAGUAAAAAAAAGAUGCUCUGUUUCUGCGGUUUAAUCGAAAAUUUCAAGUUAAAUAUUAUUAUUAGCUAUCUGAUGUAAUUACAAUACAGCUUUGAUUAUAUUUCUGGUGAACAAAACAAUAAAUAAUAUUUAGUUGGCUCUAAAAGAAUCACGAUCCUAGACAUUGGAUUCAUGUUUACAUUGUGCAUAGAAAGUUACUAUAUGUAUUUCUAAGUAUAAAAUAGUUUUAUAUCUAGAUUAAUACUAUUUAACAUAUAUUCCAGUUAAUAUUGGAAUGUUGGUUUUUGGACAUUUAGUUAGGGUUCUCGAAACAUUGUUUAUUUUUUGAUGCAUUUCCAUUAACAUGGCACUACUUCCUUUUAACUAUUUCCCAGUGCGAUAAACUGUUAGCCAUUCCGCAGAUACUAUUGCCAAAGACUUUUCCAAGUGUUUCAGCUUGGAAAUUGUGGCCUGCAAAUAUUGGUCAGUAAUUUCUAUUAUUGGCAAAGGUUUUCCUGAAGGUCAAGCUGUUUUCAAAGUUGAGGAGGAAACCCUUGGCCCUCGACCGGUAACAAAGACAAAUGUUGAGGUUGCAUGCAUAGUAAGGGGAGCAAUGGCUCGGGGGCCUGUGUACUUUUGGGAGCAAUGGGACAUCCAAAUUCUGGUGAUCCUGAGCUUCACCCUGCAAGUCAUACUCCUCUUGUUCGCGGGGACCCGCCGGCGUGCAGGCUUGGGAUUGUUCAGGACCCUCCUCUGGCUGGCGUACCUGAUGGCCGACUACACCGCGAUCUAUGCCCUUGGCCACAUGUCCAUCAGCAGCAGGUCAGGCGGACACCAACUCAUGCCGUUCUGGGCUCCGUUCCUCCUGCUUCACCUCGGUGGCCCGGACACCAUCACCGCCUACGCCUUCCAGGACAACCAGCUCUGGCUGCGCCACCUCCUCACUCUCGUGGUGCAGGUCAUCGGGGCGGCCUAUGUCCUCUUCCAGUUUGUCGCAGUUGGGAGGAAUUCUAGCACCCUGCUGGUAGCCGCUGCCUUGAUGUUCAUCUCCGGUUGCCUCAAGUACGGGGAGAGGACAUGGGCGCUCAAGUGUGGCCACAUGGAUAGCAUCACAAGCUAUCAGCACAGGUAUGAUUACAAACAGGGUGGUGUUCAUCGCAACCCUUAUCAAGGGAGGGAGGGCAGAAACAAGUUGGACACUGAGGAGGUCCUGUUGGCAGCCCACUACACGCAGAGUUUCUGGCAGGGAUUAUUGGCUGAUCUGUACGUGAUGCAGGCGUCUCAGUAUGACGUUGUGCGCCAAGGCAUCCGGUUGAACGGUGACCUGUACCUGUACGAGCUUAUUGGUAUGCAGCUCUCCCUCAUGUAUGACAUAUUAUACACGAAGGCGGCAGUGAUCCAUACAUGGUGUGGUUUCUGCAUUCGGAUCAUCUCACCGCUCUCCGCCGCCGCGGCAUUCUUGCUGUUUCAGUUCAGUGGCAAGGAUGCCUACAGCAGAGUUGAUAUCGUCAUCACCUAUGUUUUGCUGGUUGGAGCCCUGGUGUUGGAGGUGGCAUCAUCACUUAGGGCUGGAGGGUCGUCCUGGGCAUGCGCCACCUUGCAUGCCAGGGGAUGGCACCGUCUCUGCAGCGCAGUCAUGCGGGUUCGUCGGCUUCUCAAGGCAGCUGAAAGGAGGGCUUGCCUGAACUCAAUUGGACAGUAUAACCUACUGGAUAUCUGCACCGAUGCCAAGGACGACCUCAGAGGUAAGAUGGCCAAGAUGAUGGGUCUCCAGGGUUGGUGGCAGAAGCUGCAUUACGCAAGCACCAUCCCCAUCUCUGAUGGCAUCAAGACCUUGGUGAUAGCAGAGAUACGGAAAAGGGACAUAGAGGACCUGAGGAACGCACGGGGCAAGUGGAUACUCAAGGAGAGAAGAAUGUACGAGGAUCUCACGCGGGUCGCCGACGAGACCGAGCUGGACCGUUGCAUCAUCGCGUGGCACGUCGCCACCGACCUUUACCUCUCCAUGUGCCCGGAGGACGAGGAGGAGGGCGGCGGCGGCGGCGCCGCCUCCACGGUCCGUGACGACAUCAGGGUGCUCUCCAACUACAUGCUGUUCCUCCUGGUUGUGCAUCCCUACCAGUUGCCCGGAGCCGUUCGCAGCGUCCGGUUCAAGCAGAACUACUUGUAUUUCCACCAUCUGUGGUGGGAGCUUCUGAGGUCCUCCAAGGAAGAGACCCUCAACUCCUCUAGAUCGAGUAUCGUCAAGAAAAUAGCCGAGUAUCUGAUCCCGGCUGAUAAAAUGCACAAGUAUGUUUCCGGCGUCGGCGAAGAACGUUACGGCGAGAUGUCAGCUUAUGUGGAUGGAUAUUGGCUUGCCGGGAUGCUGCUCGGCAACAGGUGGCGCCUGCCCAUCGCCGACGUGCUGCAGGUGAUCGCCGGGGUGUGGGUGGAGAUGCUGUGCUACGCUGCCAACCACUGCGGCGAGGAGUCCCACGCCAGGAAGCUCAGCACCGGGGGAGAGUUCAUCAAUGCCGUCUGGAUUCUCAUGGCGCACACCAACAGGUUCCGUAAGGGACUCAUAAGGGGGGUUAGUUCCUCUGACUCUGACGACGAGUCCCUCUGACAUCGCCUCUAGAGACAAAUUAAAAUUAAUGUGGCUAAAACCAUCCACACCGUAUCAUACAAUGCUUUGUGAGCCAAAUCUAUUUUUUGUCUCGUAAUAUAUGAUGGCUUUGCAUCAAUACUAUUGCCUGCUUAUUAAUUAGUUUCAAUUUUGUCA
This is a messenger RNA of Panicum virgatum (switchgrass), 3094 nucleotides long. RefSeq lists its product as uncharacterized. The coding region runs from base 947 to 2938 and encodes 663 amino acids. The record is from RefSeq and is a predicted model, not a curated record. The transcript is spliced from 3 exons. NCBI's taxonomy places the organism in Eukaryota, Viridiplantae, Streptophyta, Magnoliopsida, Poales, Poaceae.